Messenger RNA from Aspergillus oryzae RIB40, 2361 nucleotides. RefSeq lists its product as uncharacterized. Gene Ontology annotation, biological process: actin cytoskeleton organization. The coding region runs from base 1 to 2361 and encodes 786 amino acids. The transcript is spliced from 3 exons. Gene Ontology annotation, molecular function: actin binding. The record is from RefSeq and is a predicted model, not a curated record. NCBI's taxonomy places the organism in Eukaryota, Fungi, Ascomycota, Eurotiomycetes, Eurotiales, Aspergillaceae.
AUGGCAGCGUUGGUACAGACAAUCCCGCAACAAAGUGGCACGGUCUCUGUGCUUCAGACUCGUCCCUCUUCUUCCUCGGGCGCCUUUACUCCUUCUCAGUCAUCACAACAGCAGAACUCGCGAAAUUCAACCAUGUCUUGGAAUUCUUACAAUACAGUCGGUGGUUCGGGGAGUUACAGGGUUGGCCACCAGGUCGUGGCACCCUAUGCUUUCACUAGCACUCCCAAUCUCUCCAGUUCGACCAACAUGUCAAAUCGGCAGUCAUGGUCCCCUCACUUGAGGCCGGAGCAUCGAACGUCCUCUGCUCCGUCGGCUCCUCAAGUGUCCCCAAGUCCUGCACACCCGGGAGUCAACUCGCGUUUUGCCAAUCAUCCUGCAGCUGGUUCUGUAUCAACAUCCUCUUCCAACUCUUCCGUCCAAUCCUACAUGUCGAAAGACGACACCGCUAUCCCGUCGAGACAACCGCGUAGCGGCGAACCCCCUCUCCGUCCUUUAUCCACCAUUAACCUCUCUUCCCCCCCCUCUCCCAACUUUAUGAACAUUUCCUCUCCGACUGUUGCCCGCCCAUCGCCUGAUCGCUAUCGUCGCGGUACUCGUCGACCGGAUGGUGCCGGGGCUUCGCAGCCCGCCGCUAACCCAGUCAACGCACCUGGAUCUGGCCGUCUUGCGCCGACGACGGACGACCACCUUUCACAAUCGAACACUGCGUCAGGGUCUAAGGGACCGGCACAAGAUACGUCUCGUAAACCUGGCCACAACAGGGUGCCCAGUGCCGAUGAUUCGUCGCGGACAGAAAAACAGCCAGAGUUGGCGAAGAGAUACAGGCGACGAAGCUGGGGCAAUAUUGAUAAUGCUGGUCUCAUUAAUCUACAACUUCAUCUGCCCUCAUCGUCACCAAUCCCAACAACAGGCGGCCACGAUUAUUUCGAUCCAAGCCACCGGCCAAAUUCGGCGCAGUCCAACAGAGACGCUUCGGGAAGCAACCAUUCCCCCAAUUCGUCAACCUCUUCUGUAAGAGCAAAGCGACAUGGUGUCGGGAUUAUAUACCAUCAGUUGGCUAACAUUAACCAGGUUCGUGAUACGGCACAUACGGAGUCUGCGUCGUCGUCUACCAAAGUUGUUGCUAAACCGGAAGAUACUAAACGAACUACAAAACCCUCACCGUUGUCGCAACCUGUUACUCAAGAUCCCACCCCUGGGAGUGCGACAACGGCACAACCGGAGUCUAAAGGGAAACAGGUUCCAACGGAGAGUCUUGCAACACAACGGCUGGCUGAUAUUACAAACAAUGAUUUCAAGAGACCCGGUAAAUCCCGGUUGAGAAGGGCUUUCUCGUUCGGAAGCGCAUCAGAACUUCUCAAGGCAUCUGCUGCUCAAAGUAGCGCGAACAAGAGGGAGGCUAUUGCUGCAGAGAAAACUCGGAGGGAACUGCUAAAGCAGGAACUGGGCCCGGAGCAGGCCGCUAUUGCUGAGCAACAAGAAGCCAGUGGCCUUGGCGAGAGUAUCUACUCCCACCACCAAGGCCGCUUCUUUAACAGCUCUACAGACAAUUUGUCUGUCUCUUCUACAGCAUCAUCCGCUUCGAUCAUGCUCCGGAAGAUGGGUAAGGGGAUGAAACGGUCGACGAGGUCCCUCGUUGGAUUAUUCCGCCCCAAGUCAAUUGUGAGCACGGCAUCCAAUGACGGCGUUAUCGUCGAACCGAUGGCACCUCAAUUGUCCGUGGUCAACGUCGAAGCGGACCGGAAAGGCGUAGCUGCGAAUCCGGACCCGCAAGAUGUCCCUCGUGGCGGGACAUUGUUUCCCAAGGUGGAACCUAAAUCCCAAAGUCCCUCGGCUGCCGAAGAUAGCGCUGCAGAUAAUUCUCAAAUGCGUAAGAGCAUUGUGGGAGGUGACAGGGAGCGGGCGGAGGUUCUAGCUGCAGUAAGGAAGGGUAUCCUCAAAAAAACCUCCGAAGCAGCAAAUUCCACACCGAAUAAGCAGGCCGAGCGUCACUUGACUACGAACCGGAGCGAUUCACCUCAUUCCAGUGCUCCCAGUACUCCUGAGGACCAAACACGGUCCGACAACCGACGUUCUGACGCAGUCCGGAUCGCUGGUGAGGAUGAUUUUCUACCAGACGGGAGGUUCCUUGAUUCCAAGGGAGCUUCCAUUACACCAGCGGCUCCUAAAAGUCUCGUCUUCAGUCCCCGCAUCCAGUUCCAUGAUACUUGGCCGAGCGGCGAGUAUGAUCGUCGUGGUGACAUCGCCACCUGCAAUCGACUGACCCCUCUCCUUGCCCAACAGAUCAAAGAGGAGCUGAACAAUUUCAAGAUGGAGAUGGAAGUUCACGAGACCUCGAAGAUUUAUACCCACUUCCUCUAA